AUGACGACAAGAGGACCUGACACGAUCCGCAUCCUCAUCACCACGGACAACCAUGUGGGCUACAACGAGCAGGAUCCCAUUCGCGGCGACGAUUCAUGGAAGACGUUUCACGAGAUCAUGGGUCUAGCCAGAACCGAGGAUGUUGACAUGGUACUGCAAGCAGGAGACUUGUUCCACAUCAACAAGCCCAGCAGGAAGUCCAUGUACCAGGUGAUCCGAUCAUUGCGAAUGAAUUGCUACGGAGAACGGCCCUGUGAAUUGGAACUGCUCAGUGACCCCACACUGGCGCUGGAUCAAACCUUCAAUCAUCUCAACUACGAGGAUCCCAACAUCAACGUCUCGGUGCCGGUAUUUGCUAUUUCAGGCAACCACGACGACUCUGGAGGAGACGCAAUGCUGUGCCCCAACGACGUUCUCGCUGCCACGGGACUUAUCAACCAUUUCGGUAGAGUAACUCAGAACGAUCAGAUCACAGUCACUCCUCUGUUGUUUAGAAAAGGCUCUACCAACCUCGCAUUAUACGGACUGGCCAACGUCAGAGACGAACGGCUAUUUCGAACCUUUGCAUCUGGAAAUGUCGAAUUUCUGCGCCCUCAAGAUGACCAGGCGUGGUUCUCUUUGCUGGCUGUUCACCAGAACAGGGCCUCACAUACAGAGACAUCUUAUUUGCCAGGAAACUUCUUGCCCCAGUUUCUCAACAUGAUAAUUUGGGGUCAUGAGCAUGAAUGCAUUGAGGUUCCGGAGGAGAACCCGGAAAAAGGCUUCCACGUCUUGCAGGCAGGGUCGUCUGUGGCAACCUCUCUUUGUGAAGGAGAAGCAAAGCCCAAAUACGCAUUUAUCCUAUGCAUCACUGGAACCACAUACGAGCUUGAGAAGAUCCGUCUCAAGACAGUGAGGCCCUUCGUGAUGAAAGAGGUGGCCUUGAGUAACUCUGGAAUCGCACCAGGGAGAGAGGCAUGGAUUGAAAUCUCCAAAUACCUUAGCAUGGAAAUUGAUGGGAUGAUUGAGAAGGCCAAUUCCGAAUGGUUGGCUGAACAUGGACUUGCUGAAGAAGAUGUUGGGGCUGGAGCUGGAGUCACCCCACCGCUACCCUUAAUUCGCCUGCGUGUCGAGUACUCUGGAGGAUACGAAGUCGAGAACCCGCGACGAUUCUCCAACAGAUAUGUGGGCAGGGUAGCCAACAUCAAUGAUGUGGUUCAGUUCUACAAGAAGAAAGCUCGAGAUACGACAGGCUCUGCUGCUACACAGCAGGACUUGAGAAAGGCUGUAUCGCGUACAGCUGAUCGUCAGGUUCUGGAUAAUCUGAAGGUCCAAACCCUGGUAGAAGAGAUUCUGGGCAAGGAAGCACUAUGUUUGCUUCCAGAGAACGGACUGGGCGAAGCAGUGGCUUCUUUCGUCGACAAGAACGACAAGAACGCCGUCAAGGCUUUCGUCGACGGAUCUCUCAAGUUCCAGGUGGCAGAACUACUCAAAAUCAAUGACUUGGACGAAGAAAGUCUCUUGACGCAUAUGGGUUCUGCCAAGACAAAAGGUAGAGAGGCUGUUCGAGCUGGCUCUCUUGUGUCUGUCAGAGAAGAUACACCUGAUAAACGCGCCCACAGCACCCUAUCAUCAGACGGCGAGUUCGAAACUGCACCUACUACCACAGCCACAAGAGGCCGGGGACGGGGACGAGGUAGUGCUACAAGAGGCACUACAAGAGGGCGAGGACGAGGAGCUCGUGGAGGAGCUCACAGCACAAGAGCUAGUGCCCGUAAACCGGCUAUUAGCAAGGCCACAAUCAUCGAUUCCGACAACGAAGUUUCUGACUCUCAAUCAGAUCACGCUGUUCCAGAUGAUGAUAGUGACAUCAGCCUAGUGUUGGACAGCGACGAGGAGGAAGAGGUCAUGCCCGUCAAGCGUUCAUCCAGAAGAGCAGCCGUACUUGAAGAUCAAUCGCCUAAGACCACGACGAGAUCUACUAGAUCAGCUUCAAAGGUGGCACCUAAGACAGCAUCCAGACCUGCAUCUAAGGCAACUCCAGCUACAAAGCCUGCAGCCAAACCCACAUCCUCUACUAGUAACCAGACAAUAUCUCUUCUUGACGACGACGACGGUUUCGAUUAG
Molecule: messenger RNA, 2106 nt
Organism: Yarrowia lipolytica CLIB122
Lineage: Eukaryota; Fungi; Ascomycota; Dipodascomycetes; Dipodascales
Biological process (GO): meiotic DNA double-strand break formation; double-strand break repair via nonhomologous end joining; mitochondrial double-strand break repair via homologous recombination
Cellular component (GO): Mre11 complex; site of double-strand break; nucleus
Molecular function (GO): manganese ion binding; 3'-5'-DNA exonuclease activity; single-stranded DNA endonuclease activity
Source: RefSeq, a predicted model, not a curated record